CGGGAGGACGGUCUGAACCCAGGGAUGUUGUGAUAUCUGCUCUGCUGGCUCCUGACUCUUUGUGUGUCUGCUGAUCGGAGCUGGGGGGGGUGCGGAUGCUGCGCUGCUGCUGACUCGUGAUGCUGAACACAGGCCAUACCCAUCAAACCCGUAGAGUGAUAGCGGAAAAACGAUAAAUCGGGAGAAACAAAUAUCAACAGGCCAGUUUGAUCCAGUGUGCAGGACGGGGACCGGAGGCUGUGUGAGGCGGGAUGUUCUGAUCGGAGAGCGGGAUGAAGGCUCCGCGCAGACCGAGGCAGACGCGGCUCCUCCCGCGGCUCUGCGUCUGUGGGGUCGGUCUGCUCGCAGCCGCCUGGAUCUUUAACCUCAAUCAUGUUACAGGUUCUCAUGCACCCACUGUGGAUCAUGACAUCUCCAAGAGAGAGCUCACCCAGCAAGAAGAAGAGAGCAAUCAGACUGAGAUUAUUACUAAAUCUGCCAUCAGUGAUUUUCCUGAAGACAUCUUCAGUCUGCAGCAGAGGAGACAGGGAGCGGUGCUCCUCCAUGUUCUCUGUGCUAUGUACAUGUUUUAUGCGCUGGCCAUCGUGUGUGAUGUUUACUUUGUGCCAUCACUGGAAAAAAUAUCAGAGAACCUUCAGCUCAGCCAAGAUGUUGCCGGGGCAACUUUCAUGGCAGCUGGAAGCUCCGCCCCCGAGCUCUUCACCUCUCUGAUUGGGGUGUUUAUUACAAAAGGAGACGUGGGUGUGGGAACUAUCGUGGGCUCAGCUGUCUUUAACAUCCUCGUCAUCAUCGGCCUCUGCGGCAUCUUCGCUGGACAGCCCAUCACUCUGAGCUGGUGGCCUUUGUUUCGGGAUGCUUUCUUCUACAUCCUGUCCAUAUUGGUGCUUAUCCUGGUGAUCUACGAUGAAAAAGUCAUGUGGUGGGAGACCAUCAUCCUGAUGUCCAUGUAUGGAGUCUACAUAAUCAUCAUGAAGUUCAACAGUUGUCUGUGCAGCUGGGUGGAGAGACGCUUCAGCCGGGGGGGUCAGCCGUGUCUCAGCAGCCUGCGGCGGGGGGCGGCUGUCGGUAACCUCGGAGACUGCGACAACGACAUGGUGCCGCUGAAGCCAGAUUCCUGUGUGGCGGCCGGCCAGGACCCCGGGGUGGUGAUGGUGGACGAGCUGCUGAACCUGCACCCCCACCAGCUCUCCUUCUCAGAGGCAAGCCUCCGCCUUCUCAUCACCCCGCAUUUCCCCCCCUUCACCCGCCUGGGCAUGGCAGGACGCAUGGUCAUCAGCGAGAGGCAGAGGCUGAUUCAGGCCCGGGGGGGCUCAGUGGAGGGGGGGGCGUCAGGGGAGGAAGGUCUGGGUGCUAACGGGGCGUGGGGGAGAGAGAACGGGGCGGCGACUGAGUGGGACAGGCAGCCGCUGGAAGGGGAGACAGGUAAAGAAACGGAGGGGGAGACAGGUGGAGGAGCGCAGCCCAAAGAGGAAGAGGAGGAGGAGGAAGAGCAGGAGGAAGGAGAGGAGGAGGAGGACGCUCCUCUAAAACCCUUCGUUGUGCCAAAGGGUGUGUGUCUGCGGCUGAGGUGGCUCCUCUCCUGGCCCCUCAGCGUCCUGCUCUACUUCACCAUCCCCGACUGCAGCCUGCCGCGCUGGGAGCGCUGGUACCUGCUCAGCUUCCUGUCCUCCACGCUCUGGAUCGCGCUCUACUCCUACCUCAUGGUCUGGAUGAUGACCAUAAUCAGCAACACACUUGGAAUCCCAGAAGUCCUCAUGGGCAUCACUUUCCUGGCCGCCGGCACCAGCGUCCCUGACUGCCUGGCCAGCCUCAUCGUCGCCCGACAAGGGAUGGGCGACAUGGCCGUGUCCAACUCGAUUGGCAGUAACAUCUUCGAUGUGCUGCUGGGCCUGGGCUUCCCCUGGGCGCUGAGGACUCUCAUCGUCAGCUACGGAUCAGUGGUGACGAUCAACAGCAGAGGCCUGGUGUACUCCGUGAUCCUGCUGCUGGCCUCAGUCGUGCUCACUGUCCUGUGUGUCCAUCUGAACGGCUGGAAGUUGGACCGCCGGCUGGGCUUCUGUCUCAUUCUGCUGUACGUCCUCUUCCUCCUCUGCUCUGUCGGCUUCGAGAGGCUGUAGAGGAACUCCUCGUACACACACCCCCACACAGCCACACAAAGGACGCACACACAACUGGUCCAACUUGUUUUCCAGCUUCACUUGCUGCCAUUCUUCAUCAAUGUAGAGAUGGGCGAAUUUUUUUUUUUUCACUUUGCGGUGGCUGUACAUGUUUAAGCAGCAUUACUAUGACACCGGCUUCCUGAAGGCGACAUGUUUACCUUUGAUAACUGAGUAUUUUACAGUUUUGUACCGAGCAUCUGCAGCCCAGACCCAAAUGCAUUAUGCACUACUCAAAACUAAUGUAUUGCGUUUUUAUUCUGACACCAAGAAUAGUGUGAGAAACCCCAGUGUGCUAGUUUACUUAUUAAUACUCAACGACUGCCACAAGUAACCUCAUAUGAUGACACAUGUAAGCUUAUAUAGUGGCUUCUCAGUGCAUGAACUUAUUUUAUGUUUUCAUCGCGCCUUUGUGUCUGUCGUUGUACUCAGCGUAGCAUGGCUGAUCAUCACGCUCCAGAUAAUUGCACUAAGCCACUGUUGUCUUUGCCCCCCCCUCUCUCUCUCUCUCUGUCCUCAAAGCUUCUCAGCAUAGAAUUUGUGUUUUUGUGCUGGAACAAAAGCGACUAUAUGCUACAAGGUGUUUUUGAAUGUCUGUGUCUGGAGAAAGUCUUUGAGUGUGUGUGCUGUUGAGUGAAAUAAAAAAUGUUGUUGUUC
Messenger RNA from Trematomus bernacchii (emerald rockcod), 2813 nucleotides. It is a transcript of the gene slc24a6a, whose product is annotated as solute carrier family 24 member 6a. Gene Ontology annotation, cellular component: membrane. The coding region runs from base 273 to 2117 and encodes 614 amino acids. The record is from RefSeq and is a predicted model, not a curated record. Gene Ontology annotation, molecular function: calcium channel activity; calcium, potassium:sodium antiporter activity. The transcript has 17 exons. Gene Ontology annotation, biological process: calcium ion transmembrane transport; intracellular calcium ion homeostasis. Lineage: Eukaryota; Metazoa; Chordata; Actinopteri; Perciformes; Nototheniidae.